Messenger RNA from Geodia barretti, 957 nucleotides. Lineage: Eukaryota; Metazoa; Porifera; Demospongiae; Tetractinellida; Geodiidae. The record is from the annotation of a GenBank genome assembly.
GCAGCAGCGGCUGGAGACUCCACCCGAGCGUCAUAAUUCCAUGCAGAAAGGGUUAAAAAAAAAACGUGAUACUUAGCCCCACCCAUUUUCUCACGCACGGAGAGAUGGUUUUCGCCUUUCUUUGCCACUCAGUUACGGGCACGCCGUGUAGGAUACUGUAUUCUGCCGUCUUUGGAGAUGACCUUAGCAUGGAGACGGAUCACGAUUCUACUCAAAAGGGUCAGCGAACUACUAGGAAGGAGCAACUGUUGCAGGUCUCAUGCCGGGUUCAGAGCGAGUAUGGAUUCAGGACCGCCGUCAAGGACAGAGUUCACAGGUCAUCAGAGGACACCAGCAACGAUCACAGGUUUCAACCUGAAAAGGGCUUCUUCAGGUUGUAUCCUGGCGACCCAUUUCUUUCGGCUAAAGCAGUGGUUUGGAGCGUCAUUGAAGAAUGUGCGUAUGUGAUGAUAUGUGAGUUGGAUGAGAACAGGCUACUGGCCGAAAUAGUGCUCGCCGUCAUAACAAGACUGAUUCGUGAUCACGUCACUUCACUGGAACAGAAGAAUGCAGAGAUUUUGCUCAAGGCAGAGAAGACAGCUGCUAUCCUCCACCAUUUCCUGCCCUGCGGUCAACUCGUCUUCAUGAACCACAGACUAAUAGCUCAGAACGAGAGACACCUCGAGAGGACACUAGCAACUAAAUAGCACAUCAUCACGAUAAUCAUACAAUAUUGUUGAAUAUAGAAACACAUGAAGGUAUACUAAUCAACACGAUACAGGUAGAAUUUUUACAGCAGAUGAACUUGCCACAACGUGAGAAAGUUAUACUAUGUACAAGACUUUUUACAGCAGAUGCACUUCCCACAACGUGAGAAAGUUAUACUAUGUACAAGACUUUUUACAGCAGAUGCACUUCCUACAAUGUGAGAAAGUUAUACUAUGUACAAGACUUUUUACAGCAGAUGAACUUCCCACA